AUGGCCGGGUCGCCUGAAACUGCGGAGCCAGAUCCUCAGCCUGGAGGUGGAGGGCAUUACAGACGUGCCGCGCAGGACGGAAAGUCUAAAACCGCCUAUGAUCGACGGCGCGAGCAAGUGCGACGAGCUCAAAAGAAGCAUAGGGAACGACAUGAGAAUCGGUGCCGGGCCCUUGAAGAUGAGCUUCAUCGGCUUUAUGGUUUACUCGCUGAAGCGGACGAGCUCCAGGGGCUUCGUUAUGAAAAUGAAGUCCUUCGGGACAUUAUGAUCCGCCAUUCAAUCCCAUUGCCCGUCGGCAUGAAGCCACAAAGGCCUUCGUUGGCCGAGGUGACGUUUUUUACCGAUGAUGGCCAUCAUCAGUUCCUGCAAGUGAAAAUGCCCGAGUAUGACCAUGGAUCGUCCCACACUGCUUCACAACCGUGUGCCAAUGGACAUGAACUUGCGUAUCCGGAUAUGCAUGCUCCAUUGGGGCGAUUGGGUAAUCCUCAACUCCAAAUGGGUCAAGCAAGUGACGAAUCCAGCUACGCCCACACGCCCAACUUCAUACAAAUGGGCGUUGACUUUGUUCUAUCUCUGGAACGACCUUGCCUGUUUCACACUCGCGCUCCAGAUACCGAUGAACCGUCCGGCCAUGCAAUGUCCAUGCAAGGAAUGCUCCUUGCCAGAGCCCCGGAAGACCUACACGAUCAGACUGCAUGGGAGGUUCCUGCCCAACAGUUGGCUAAGCUAUUUGAACUUUCUGGGUCGCUGGGUCUGGAGGGAUACAUCACGCCUGUGCAGGCGUGGAACCGGAUCAAUUCCCGCUUGGGAUUUCCCCACCUGCCGCUUGAGAAGCUGGAGGCCUUGAGGUGUGCAAUGGUUCCGUAUGUCAAAUGUUAUGGGUUUGGUGCACUUAUAGAAGAACAGAUCUUCGAAGACCUGCUGGAAGAGGCUUGCAAGUAA
Penicillium chermesinum is the source of this 942-nucleotide messenger RNA. RefSeq names its product bZIP transcription factor. The transcript has 5 exons. The coding region runs from base 1 to 942 and encodes 313 amino acids. The record is from RefSeq and is a predicted model, not a curated record. Gene Ontology annotation, cellular component: RNA polymerase II transcription regulator complex. Gene Ontology annotation, molecular function: DNA-binding transcription activator activity, RNA polymerase II-specific; transcription cis-regulatory region binding. NCBI's taxonomy places the organism in Eukaryota, Fungi, Ascomycota, Eurotiomycetes, Eurotiales, Aspergillaceae.